Cryptomeria japonica (Japanese cedar) is the source of this 1914-nucleotide messenger RNA. RefSeq names its product ankyrin repeat-containing protein ITN1. The coding region runs from base 142 to 1854 and encodes 570 amino acids. Lineage: Eukaryota; Viridiplantae; Streptophyta; Pinopsida; Cupressales; Cupressaceae. Gene Ontology annotation, molecular function: protein phosphatase 1 binding; protein phosphatase regulator activity. The transcript is spliced from 3 exons. Gene Ontology annotation, cellular component: plasma membrane. The record is from RefSeq and is a predicted model, not a curated record.
AUAAUUGCCUCGAAUCCUCUUUUCUGCUCAAUUUCUGUAGAGAACUGCCAUCCACGCGAUUUUGUGGCGAACAUUUUUGUUACCAUUUGAGUUUUUCAGAGCAAUCUCUGUUCUAAACAAAGAGGAAAAGCAGAGAAGAGGAUGGAUAAGGAACUCUUCACUGCUUUGAAAACUGCUGAUCUUCCUGCUACCUAUGAAGAUUUUCAUCGGCAGUUUCCGAGUGCUCUGAGUGGGGUUACUUUUGAAGGAAAUACUGCUCUACAUAUUGCUGCAGGGGAAGGCCAUCAAAAUGUUAUUGAGUGGAUUCUACGAGUGGAACCCUCUAUGGCUGGAGCUCAAAAUAAUGAUGGUAAUACGCCACUACACGAAGCUGCUAGAAAUGGUGAUCCAGAUCUAGUCGGAAUUCUCCUUCAGUACAACAGGAGCUGUGCGUCCCUCUUAAAUAAUUUUGGAGAGACACCUCUAAUAACAGCUUGCAAGUAUGCCCACGAGAGAACAGUCAACCAAUUGUUGGAAGCGUAUAAUGAUACAGCCGAAGCAACAUACGAGGGAGGUGUGACCUCCCAUCUGCAUGCAGCCGUGCAUGGAGGAUCUGUUGAGAUUGUAAGAGCAAUACUAAAUCAUCGUACUGAUCAUCAUGCUUGGCAUAAUGACUUAAUGACAGACAGGGAUAAGUCUAGAAGAUGCGCAGUUCAUGUAGCAGCCAUGGAAGGCCGUUGGGACAUAAUGGAACAAUUUAUGUCCAAAAGGCCAGACUGUGUCGAAAUCCUGGGUUCAGAUAAUAAGUCUGUUCUACAAUAUGCCGUCGAAUAUAAUCAAUUUGAGGUAGUGAAGAAUCUAUUGGCGAACGAAAGGGCAGAAAAAAAAGUGAAAUUGGUGAGCCGGGACCAUGACCUUUUUCAGAAUACAGCACUACAUUUGGCAGCAAAAAGGGCAGUAGAUUCUCAGCUGCUUGAUCUCCUCCUCUCAUCUCCAGGUGUAGACGUGAAUGCCCGGAACGACGAAGACAUGACUGCACUUGAGAUAGCAUCUGCUGCAGCUCAAGACAACUUCCAUUGUGCAACCAUCAUAAGGAAACUGAAAGGUGCCCGGGCUAUACACUCUAGACUACUGCCCAAUACAAUUCCUGAUAAUAUCGUUAGUGCACACAUGGUAGUGGCAUCACUCAUUGCCACUGUCACAUUUGCAGCCAUGUUUCAAAUCCCAGGUGGAAUUGAGGAUGACAAAAAUAAUAUACACUAUGGAGCUGCCAAGUUGGCAUUACAUAAGCUUUUCAGAUUGUUCGUGUUUUCUGAUAGUGCGGCCUUUAUUACUUCUCUUGCAGUGGUGGUCGCAUGGUUAUGUAAAGAACGGUGGCAAAGAACAUGUUUGGGGUCGUUAUUUCCAUAUCUGCUGUCUGAUAUCUCCGAGGUGAACUUACUACUCUCAAUGCUCUGGACGGCUGUAGCAUUUGUGAUUGCCACUAUUAUGGUCAUAUUACCCCAUGAUUAUGACAAGUUGAAUAUUAAGGAUAAUGACGCUUUCACCAAAUAUAAAUCGUUUUGGCAAUUCGAAAUAUUCCUUGUAAUUAUCACACCAUAUUUGUCUGCAUUCAUUAUUAUUGCUCCAUACAUGGCUGUUGCUGUCAUUCGAAAGACUUUUAAUAUUGCCCCACAUAUGUCUGUUGCUGUCAUUCGAAAGAUUUUUAAUACUGCUGCACACAUGGCUGUUGCUGUCAUUCAAAAGACUUUAAGGAAGCCGGAUACUAGGAAGAGGGCUUUGAAAUGGUUUCUUCACGAUCCUAGUACUCUCAAAAUCCUGCUUGCCCAAUUUUUUAUGACCACAGCUUUUAUUCUCGCCGUUACUUUUCUGUGAGCGAACAGUUCAGUUCGUGCUUUACAAGACAAAUAAAUUAUUUACAUAUAUUCUGCAGUU